Molecule: messenger RNA, 5380 nt
Organism: Daucus carota subsp. sativus
Lineage: Eukaryota; Viridiplantae; Streptophyta; Magnoliopsida; Apiales; Apiaceae
Product: protein PHYLLO, chloroplastic
Exons: 28
Coding region: 50-5230 (1726 amino acids)
Biological process (GO): amino acid catabolic process; menaquinone biosynthetic process
Molecular function (GO): thiamine pyrophosphate binding; 2-succinyl-6-hydroxy-2,4-cyclohexadiene-1-carboxylate synthase activity; 2-succinyl-5-enolpyruvyl-6-hydroxy-3-cyclohexene-1-carboxylic-acid synthase activity
Source: RefSeq, a predicted model, not a curated record
AACAACUUAUCUUAUCCAUGCUCUUCUUGCUACGAUUCUCUCAUCCAAAAUGAUUUUCCUUCCUGUCCAAACUCACUCACUUUCAUUCCCAUUUCACUUUCCUUGUAAUUUUCAUGACCAGCAACAAUGCAACACAAGAAUAAGCAUCACGCUUCCCAACCACACUUUCUCAUCCCCACGCUCCUCUCGUUUCCUUCCUCUUCAUCGCCCUGCCACUCGCCAUUUUAAGGUGAUGGCAAAUGCGAGGAAAGAAAACAAGGUUUUGGAAGCUGGUGAAGUUGAAUUACUUAUGGCCACUUGCAUAACUCGCACUCUUUCACCUGCAUUGACGCUUGAGCAUGGUCUCGAUCAAAUCGACAACGCUAUUCGCCAUUUGAAGUCCAAUCCUCCUUUUACUACGAUUGGAAUGUACAGGUUUGAGGUAAAUCGGGUUCUGGUGUCUCCCAGUACAAGAGCUUUGAAUUGGUUUUCUUCUCAACCUGAAUCAUCUACGAUAUAUCCUCAAUUUUUUAUGUCCAAUGAGAUUGAAAACUCCACAAGUGUGUCAUUUCGUUUGGAUACAAUCCGAGGGGUUUUUGGAAUAGGCACAGCGGUUUCCUUUAAGGGAUCUUAUUCUUCUGCCUCAGCUCAUUGUGCCUCUUUUAAAAGUUAUUUUUCAGAUUAUUCAACACUCGUUGCGGCUUAUGGGUAUAUGGAUCUGAGGUCUGAUCCUGGGUUCUAUGGGACAGGUUUAUCAUAUUUUUUCGUUCCUCAGCUUGAAUUAAUUGAGCUCGAUGGGAUUUCUAUUUUAUCUAUGACACUUGCGUGGAAUGAUUCUUCCCUUUGUAAGUUCAAGGAGGCUGUUGAAGCUAAUGAGUUAUCACUGUACCAGGCCAGAGAUUAUUUAUGGCCCAGAACAGGGGAAAGCGACAAGAAAUUUAUCAACUCGACUCUUACAAGACCUGAAGUGCUUACAAAUGACAAUGCUCAGAUGGUGGCCCUGAAUGCUUUGUCUGUGUCUGAAAGGGAUCUUAUGCAUGAUCCCACCGAAAUGAAAAAUGGUGCCCACUCUCAUCAAUUCACUGUUCGAUUUUCUCCUACUAUUACUAUUUCUUGCAACAUGUAUCCAUCAAAUUAUGUUGCUAAAACGAGUAAUGCUUUCCAAGACUAUGCGAACAUCAAUACCUUGUGGGCGUCCCUUAUUAUUGAAGAAUGUUCACGACUUGGUUUAACGUACUUUUGCGUAGCUCCUGGAUCACGAUCAUCUCCGCUGGCCCUUGCUGCUUCUGCUCACCCGCUUACAAAUUGUACUGUAUGCUAUGAUGAGAGAUCACUUGCAUUUCACGCUAUUGGUUAUUCAAAAGGUUCUCAUAUACCAGCAGUAGUAAUUACAUCAUCAGGAACGGCAGUUUCUAAUCUUCUUCCUGCUGUGAGUUCUAUAGCUAUUAUGGAGUAUUUUGUCUUAUUUGUUGUGGAGGCGAGUCAAGAUUAUGUGCCACUUCUAUUACUCACAGCUGAUCGUCCUCCAGAGCUUCAAGAUGCUGGGGCAAAUCAAUCAAUUAAUCAGGUUAACCAUUUUGCUCCGUUUGUGAGGCACUUCUAUGGUCUUCCAGUACCUACAGAUAUUAUACCUGCAAGGAUGGUACUUACUUCAGUUGACUCGGCAGUAUAUUGGGCAACUUCUUCGCCUUGUGGUCCAGUUCAUAUAAAUUGUCCUUUUAGGGAACCACUGGACAGUAGUCCAAAAAAUUGGAUGCUGAGUUGUUUGAAAGGAUUGAAUUCUUGGAUGAUGAGUGCUGACCCAUUUACUAACUACGUAAAUAUACAACAUACGUUUCCAUCGAAUGAGGCACAUGGCUCUCUGAGAGAAAUUGUAAAUAUUAUGAAAGGAGCCAAAAGAGGUGUUUUGGUACUAGGCGCCAUCUCUUCAGAGGAUGACAUAUGGGCUGCACUUCUUCUGGCCAAACACCUUCUUUGGCCCGUUGUAGCUGAUAUCUUGUCAGGUUUACGAAUGAGGAUGUAUACGAGUUCAUUUUCUGAAAUACGAGGGAAUUUUGUUUUUGUUGAUCAUCUUGAUCAUACCCUACUAUCAGAUGCAGUCCGGGAUUGGGCACAGGCUGAUGUUUUUGUUCAGAUUGGAAGCAGGAUUACGAGCAAGCGCAUUUCACAAAUGCUAGAAGAUUGCUUCCCAUGCUCAUAUAUACUAGUUGACAAGCAUCCAAAUCGUCAUGAUCCUUCACACAUUGUAACACAUAGGAUCCAAUGUACUGCUGCUCAGUUUGCUGAUCAUGUGCUUAAAGCUUCAAUAAAUGGGAUCAGCAGUAACUGGACUAGUUUUCUCUGUGCAUUAGACACAAUGGUUUCUCGGGAAAUUUCAUUUUUAAUUCAUCAGGAGCAGUCAUUGACGGAACCCUAUAUUGCACAUGUUAUUCUUGAAGCUCUUAACUGUGGAUCAGCAGUGUUUGUUGGAAACAGCAUGCCUAUACGUGACGCGGACAUGUAUGGAUCUAACUGGACAAAUUGCACACAUAGUAAUGACAUUCUAUUAAGCUCAGGAUUGCCGUGUCAUGGGAUACGAGUGUCUGGAAAUAGGGGAGCUAGUGGUAUUGAUGGUUUGCUUAGCACUGCUGUUGGAUUUGCUGUGGGAUGUAAAAAAAGAGUGCUUUGUGUGAUUGGAGAUGUUUCUUUUCUGCAUGAUACAAAUGGAUUAGCACUACUGAAACAAAGGAUACCCCGGAAACCAAUCACAAUACUGGUGAUAAACAACCAUGGUGGUGCAAUUUUCAGCUUCCUUCCUGUUGCGGCAACAACAGAGAAGAGAGUACUAGAGCAGUUUUUCUACACUUCUCAUGAUGUGUCAAUUCAGAACUUGUGCUUGGCACAUGGCAUAAAACACGUGCAUGUUAACAGAAAAGUGGAUCUGCAAGAUGCUUUAAUUAGUGCUCAACACGAAGCCCUUGAUAGUGUAAUAGAAGUUGAAAGUUGUAUAGAAGGAAACACAUCCUUUCACAGCUGUUUGAAAAAAUUUGCAAGUCAUGCAGCAGAUCACUCUUUCAAUGUCCUAACAAAACUUUCACUCUCCAAUUCAGCCUUAAGAGGAUCUACCUAUUGUACAAUUCAGAAGUUGGAGUAUUCCUUGUAUAGAAUUAGGCUAUGUGCUCCACCUACUUCAGCUCGUGUUACUCGUGACAGUACUACAUUUUACAGAGAAGGAUUUGUUUUAGCUUUGUUUCUUAAAGAUGGAAAUGCUGGUUUUGGCGAGGUUGCACCUCUUGAAAUUCACAAAGAAAAUCUGCUAGAUGUGGAAGAGCAACUUCGAUUUCUUAUGCAUGUCAUCAAAGGAGUUAAUAUUGAAUUUAUGCUUCCCCUUUUAAAUGGCUCGUUUUCUUCUUGGAUAUGGAACAACUUAGGGAUUCCGCCAGGUUAUAUUUUUCCAAGUGUUCGAUGUGGUCUGGAGAUGGCAAUACUCAAUGCCAUUGCAGCUACAGAAGGUUCUAGUUUGUUAAAUAUACUCCAGCCACUGACAGAGAGUGAAAAACAAACGUCUGCAGUACCACCAAAUGUGAGAAUAUGUGCUCUUCUUGAUGUGAAAGGAACUCCCUCGGAGGUGGCUUAUGUUGCUGGCACACUUGUCAAAGAAGGAUUUACUGCAAUAAAGCUAAAAGUUGCACGGAGAGCAGACCCUACUGAAGAUGCUGAUGUCAUAAAGGAAGUAAGAAAGAUAGUUGGAAGCCAAAUUCAACUGCGUGCUGAUGCAAAUCGAAAGUGGAUCUACGAAGAUGCAAUACGUUUUGGUUCUUCUGUUAAGGACUGUGACCUGCAAUAUAUAGAGGAGCCUGUUAGGGAUGGAGAUGAUAUAGUUAGAUUUUGUGAAGAGACUGGUUUACCUGUAGCACUUGACGAAACCAUCGAUAACAUUCAGGGAAAUCCUCUCAAAACUCUUGAGAAGUUCAGUCAUGCUGGAAUAGUUGCCAUUGUUAUCAAACCAAGUGUUGUCGGAGGAUUUGAAAAUGCAGCAUUGAUUGCAAGAUGGGCUCAGCAGCAGGGGAAGAUGGCUGUUGUCAGUGCUGCAUUUGAAAGUGGCCUUGGUUUGUCAGCCUAUAUACAAUUUUCUUGCUAUCUCGAUUUGAAAAGUGCAGAAAUAUAUAGACUGAUGAAUAAGGAAGCACCAGUACCUGUAGCACAUGGUCUUGGAACUUAUCGUUGGUUAACACAAGAUGUGAUUACAGAGCCUUUAAGUAUAACUCGUAAUCCUUUUAAUGGCUUCAUGGAAGCCUCUUCUGCAGAUGCUGGCCGACUCUUGCGAAAUAUUCGACUUGAUCAGAAUUAUAUCGUCAGUAGGAACUCUGAGGAGAAAGUUCGUCCUUACCAGUUACAAGUUCACUCAAAGGGUUUCUCCAUGUCCAUUAAUGUGCAUGAGAUUGGAAAAGAUACUAAUGAAAAUGUCGUCGUGUUUCUUCAUGGCUUCCUCGGAACUAGUGAGGAAUGGAUUCCUGUCAUGGAGGCCAUCUCAGGAUUUUCAAGAUGCAUUGCGUUUGACCUACCUGGACAUGGAAAAUCAAAGAUUGAAGUUGACACUGUUACUGAACCUGCAAAAGAACAUAUUUUCUCAAUUGAGGCAGUGUCAGAUAUUAUUUGCGAGUUGCUUUCUUCUAUCAACGCACCCAAAGUAACUUUAGUUGGUUACUCAAUGGGGGCAAGGGUUGCUCUAUACAUGGCCCUAAGAUGCGUUGAUAUGGUUGAAGGAGCUGUUGUAAUAUCUGGAAGCCCUGGGUUGAAAGAUGAGCCUGCUAGAAAUAUUCGUAGGAUGAAAGAUGAUUCCAGGGCUUGUUCGCUUACUUCAUAUGGUUUAAAAUGCUUUCUAGACACUUGGUAUGCAGGAGACCUGUGGAAUAGCUUAAGAUGCCAUCCGAAUUUUAAGGCGAUAGUCACCAGUCGCAUGAGACACAAUGAUGUUCAUGGUCUUGCAAAAGUGCUUUCUGAUUUAAGUGUUGGAAGACAACCACCUUUGUGGGAAGACCUGAAACACUGCAAAUCACCACUUCUGUUGAUUGUGGGUGAAAAAGAUGAUAAAUUUAAGCGACUUGCUCAAGAGAUGUGUUCUACAAUCAGUCAAGAAUCUAGGGGCAACAGGAAGUCCACAACUUGUGAAACAGUAGAAAUCCCGGGUUGCGGGCAUGCUGUCCAUUUAGAAAAUCCUCUUCCAGUUGUUAAAGCAAUUAGAAGCUUUCUAACGAAUAAAAGAGUCUGAUCAGGUCUUAUUUCCUUACCAAAAGAAGAAGAGAUAUAUGACUCGUAACUGUAAUUCUUAUACCAAGUGGUUUUGAUUUGAAGGAAAUACUGAGUUUCAGUGUGACAUUAAACUAUUUUUCAUAGGCAUGCACAAUUUGACUGGUAUAAA